CAUUAAACCGGCAUUGUGAAGUUUGACAUUUGACAAUAAAUAGCAGUGCAAAUUUUAAUGCAGUAUCAGUCUCAGGCCACCGUCGAGAAGAUAACUUGCAUCAUGUUCAUUAAAACGUUGUUCGUCUGCGCCGUCGCCGCCGUAGCCAUGGGCAUCGAGUACCCGCCCGGCGUUGACCCCGUGCUUUGCCCGAACUACCCGUACUGCGACAUGGGAUUAUUGGCGCGCUUCAAGACCCUGCCCUACCCCAUCCCUGACUACGAGAUCCCGUUUGCCCGGAUGGUGUAUGCUGCCCCUUAUCCUAUUGCUGCCCCUAUUCCUGUUCCUGCCCCUAUUCCUGUCGCUGCCCCUGUUGCUGCUCCUAUUACUGAAGAACCCGCAACCCUGCCCACCGCUCCGCUGUACCCAGCCGACGUCGACCCCGCUUCGUGCCCGAACUAUCCAUACUGCGCGUAAUUCUACUA
Cydia fagiglandana is the source of this 464-nucleotide messenger RNA. Its product is annotated as cuticle protein 1-like. The record is from RefSeq and is a predicted model, not a curated record. The transcript has 3 exons. NCBI's taxonomy places the organism in Eukaryota, Metazoa, Arthropoda, Insecta, Lepidoptera, Tortricidae. Gene Ontology annotation, molecular function: structural constituent of cuticle. The coding region runs from base 58 to 456 and encodes 132 amino acids.